This is a messenger RNA of Eucalyptus grandis, 687 nucleotides long. RefSeq names its product probable 2-oxoglutarate/Fe(II)-dependent dioxygenase. NCBI's taxonomy places the organism in Eukaryota, Viridiplantae, Streptophyta, Magnoliopsida, Myrtales, Myrtaceae. The coding region runs from base 1 to 687 and encodes 228 amino acids. The transcript is spliced from 2 exons. The record is from RefSeq and is a predicted model, not a curated record.
AUGAGGAUGAUGAAGGAGAACGUGCAAGGGUUCUUCGAUCUGCCCCACCACGAGAAGCAAAAGUCAGCCCAGAAACCCGGAAGUCUCGAAGGUUACGGGCGGGCUUUCGUCACCUCUCACGACCGGAAGCUGCGGUGGAACGACACGAUCUUCCUCAAAUGCCAUCCCCGCUCAUGCGAAAUCUUGAUUCGUGGCCAAAAAUCCCCCGGAAUUCAGGUCAUUCGGAUAGCACUGGAGAAAUACAACGAAGAUAUGAGGAAGCUGGCAGCGGAAGUAGUGAAGUAUAUUGGAAUGGCGUUGGGGAUUCAUGAAGGCGAAUUGGAUCUGUUGACGAAAAGUUUCGGAGAAGGGAAAUACGAGGUCAGGAUGAAUUACUACCCAGCAUGCCCGGAACCUGAGAGAGCAAUAGGCCUGUUGCCACAUGCCGACAUCUCGGGGAUCACCCUGUUGACGGAGUGCGGCAACAUCCCUGGCCUUCAGGUCCUUAGCAAGGACAACUGCUGGGUCACGGUUCCACCCGUUCCCGGCGGCAUAGUCGUGAAUUUAGGUCAAAUCAUGGAGGUUUACAGCAAUGGCACGUACAGAGCGCCGGAUCACAAAGCAGUGGUGAACAAAGAGAAGGAGAGGGUGAACUUGAACUCGACGCUGCCGGUGUCGAGUGUGCAAGAGCUGGUCAGGCAGCGAUAG